AUGACCAGCCGCCGAGGUGUCCUGGCGCUCACCACGCUCUUCCGGCUGCCGCAUGAGGGCAUGCAAGCAUUCGAGGUGCUCAGCCGAGGAUCUGCCAUGUUGGUGCAUCGCACUGGGGCCAAGCGCAACCCCACACACGUCCACGUCCUCACUUGCGCACACGUUGCGUGUCCGUGGCGAUAUUCUUCAUACUAUCCGCACGACUGGCUUGAACACGUCGACGAAAACUUCGUGAAGCAUACGUUGGCACUGCGAGAGGUCGGGUCAGGCGCGACCAAGUGGGAAGUGGACCUUUUGCCUCAUACACUCGUGCAUCCCACCCGAGAUCUCGCUCUCCUGGAGCUUCAGUCGUCGAUUCUCACGAACGACGAUUCUGUGGACCCAUUCGACCUCGACACAGCGUUCGCCGUCGCCGAGAACGAGCCGCUGGAAUUUCAUGGACACAUUCAACUCAACGAAACGGCGCCCAUCUUGCCCGAAUCCGUUGCAGGUGCUUACUUUUGGCUCAACCCGACCACGAAACAAGCGUUUGCAUCGAGCGAAAAAGUGCUGGCCCAGGGCAUGUGCGGCGGGGCUGCCUUCACGAAGCAGGGACGAAAAGUCGUGGGGCUCAUCGAAGGCAUUGUUCCCGUGGUGGAGAACGCGUCGCCCGCGUACAAAACUCUCGAAAAUCACGUCGCUGUCAUUCCUCGAGACGACCUGGCAGACUUUGUAGUCAACUUCGAGGCUGGAAGAGCCACGUCGGAUCUGCUCUUCACGGGCACUGCAUUGUACGACUAA
Messenger RNA from Aphanomyces invadans, 780 nucleotides. RefSeq lists its product as hypothetical. Bases 1 to 780 code for a protein of 259 amino acids. Lineage: Eukaryota; Oomycota; Saprolegniomycetes; Saprolegniales; Verrucalvaceae. The transcript is spliced from 4 exons. The record is from RefSeq and is a predicted model, not a curated record.